AUGCCGCAAGUGGGACGCGACGGCAAUAUCAUUGUUGCUGCCGCUGCGCUGCGAACGCUGGAUUACGGCUUUAUCAGUGUCUUUCUGGGCGUUUACCUGACGCUGCUGGACUUCAGCGCGCUGCAGGCGGGGCUUGUGUUCAGCGCGAUAAUGGCUGGAAGCGCGCUUUCCAACACGCUGGCAAGCUGGAAGGGCGACACCAUCGGGCGCAAGCGGAUGUUCAUUGCAAUGUCGCUGCUGAUGGUCGCGGGCGGGGUGGGCUUCUCGAUUUCCUCAGACAUUGUGGUUCUGAUGUUGGUCGGCGUGUUCGCGGUGACGACUUCCGGGGGCGGCGACCGCACGGCCUUUAUAUCACUGGAUACUGCCGUGCUGGCAGAAGCUACCGCGCCGUCGCAGCGCACGGUGGUGUUUAGCUGGUAUAACCUUGUGACUAUCUUUACGCGGUCGCUGGGGGCUCUGCUGAUUGCGCUGCCUGUGCUGUUUCAGCAGUGGACGGAUAUUGGCGAACUGGCGUCAUUCAAGCUGAUGUUCGUUAUAUACACCGUCAUUGCCGCUGGCGCUAUUCUGCUGUACGCACGCCUGUCGCCGCGCAUCGAAGUGCAAGGGAAGGCGGUUUCUGCGAGCAGGGAGAGCGUUCCCGCUGGGGCUCCGUCUGCUCGCGGUAUUAUAUGGAAGAUGACCGGACUGUCGGCGCUGGACGCGUUGGGCGGUGGGUUCGCAGUUCGCAGUUUUGUAUCAUUCUGGUUCGUGAACCGCUUCGGCGUUGACCUGCUCGGCAUAUCGGGCAUCUUCUUUGUGGCACAGCUACUUAAUGUGGUGUCGGUUGCGCUUGCUGCGCCGGUGGCUGCGCGCAUAGGGCUUGUGAACACGAUGGCAUUCACGCAGGUUGCUGCGAACCUAAUGUUCAUCGGGAUGGCGCUUUCGUUCAAUGUGUGGCUGGCGGUGGCGUUCUUUCUGCUGCACGAGAUAUGCAAUGACAUGGAUGUACCCACGCGCCAGUCGUACACUAUGGCAAUCGUGCCCGCGGAGUCGAGGACUGCGAUGGCUAGUCUGAAUAACCUUGGGCGCAAUGCGGCGCAGACAAUCAGUCCUACUUUGGCGGGGAUUAUCGCGCAGGUGGCGUAUCUGGGUGCGCCCUUUCUGGUCGGCGCUGUUACGAAGCUUGUUUACAACGCCCUGCUGUUGCAGAUGUUUCGCGGAAUAAAGCCGCCCGAGGAGCAUGGCGAAAGGGGCUGA
Messenger RNA from Geodia barretti, 1236 nucleotides. The record is from the annotation of a GenBank genome assembly. Lineage: Eukaryota; Metazoa; Porifera; Demospongiae; Tetractinellida; Geodiidae.